AUGGUAGAUUAUAUCGUUACUGAUCCCUGUCUUCAUAUCAACGUUCCAAAAUUUCAGAGCUAUAUUGAGGCGAAGUCAAGAUCUAAUCCAAUAUAUGCCGAAGUGAGAGCGAGAAGGAUUUCUAUCAAAUACAAAUAUAAAAAUUAUUCAUUUAAAUUAUUAAAUUUAAAUGUUAACCGCAAAAAUCAGAUUAAGUCCGGUCUUCUAGCAGCAUCUGGCCAAUUCGAUCACGAUUACAACUAUUCUCCUCCAUCCGAAAUCGAUGAAAUCAUUGCUGAAUAUUUUUACGAAUCCAACAUGAAUCAGACAAUUUAUCCAGCCGCUAAAAUGAUAGCAUCUGGAGAUACUAAUUCAGCUGUAAUGACAAUUACCUCUAUUGUUCAGGAAUUUUGUAAAACAAUGAAUAUCACAAACGAAACAUCAUAUACGAUAGUAUACACUUCAAUAGUUAGACUACUAUUUGAUCAAUCAUACGUUAUAGAAUCUGAGCUCAAUAAAUACAGAAAAGAAGACGAAAUUUUCCUGAAAAAAGCAGAAGAGUUUUCUCAACGAUCUAUUAGAGAAAUGAGACUAUCUAAGGAUAUACAGAGAUAUUAUACUCCAGGAUUGAAGUUAGGAUCUCUUUUUACUCAGAAACAAUUUGAAAUGUUAAAACAGCUGGAAUUUAUUACAAAUCCGAUUGAUUUAGCAAAGCACAUACACUCGAUGACUCUUACGUUAGCUAAUUUCUUCGGAAGCGAAACUGGCGUCUUAUCAUUUGAUGAUACUCUCACUCUUAUCCUUUCUCUUACUGCUAAAGCACCUCCUGCAAAUACUGUAUCCAUUACGAAGUUUUUGGAGAAGUGGAGCAAGAUUUCUCUUGAUAAAAUUGUUGAUCAAUCGAAAGACUUCUUUAUUGCAGCUGUUCAGCAGUUGCUAUAUGAAGGAGACGAUAAUAAUCCAGAUAGACAAUAA
Messenger RNA from Trichomonas vaginalis G3, 954 nucleotides. RefSeq lists its product as uncharacterized. The transcript has a single exon. The record is from RefSeq and is a predicted model, not a curated record. The coding region runs from base 1 to 954 and encodes 317 amino acids. Lineage: Eukaryota; Parabasalia; Trichomonadida; Trichomonadidae.